Messenger RNA from Oncorhynchus gorbuscha (pink salmon), 2128 nucleotides. Its product is annotated as kelch-like protein 10. Lineage: Eukaryota; Metazoa; Chordata; Actinopteri; Salmoniformes; Salmonidae. The transcript has 5 exons. The coding region runs from base 113 to 1858 and encodes 581 amino acids. The record is from RefSeq and is a predicted model, not a curated record. Gene Ontology annotation, molecular function: protein binding.
GCAAAGUUCUCUCUCUAUCACAUCAAACAUUUCAAAAACUAAAAAGUCUGCUGAAGACAGGCAAGAGUCUAGAACCUUAACCAAAUUUCAAAAGGAGAAGACUACCGGUGCCAUGGCCUGCAACAUUUUCAAUGAGCUACGCCUGGAAGAGAAACUCUGCGAUGUGGUCAUCAAAGUUGAGGGAGUUGAGUUCAGUGCCCACAAGACUAUCCUGUGUGGAUGCAGCUCGUAUUUCCGUGCUCUGUUCACCAGUGGCUGGAACCCCUGCGAGAAACGUAUGUACACAAUCCCAGGUGUAUCUCCUGAGAUUAUGAGGAUGCUCAUCGAGUACGCUUACACCCGGACCGUCCCGGUCACGGCGGACAACGUGGAGUUGCUCCUAGAGGCAGCAGACCAGUUCUCCAUCCUGGGCAUCGUGCAGGCCUGCUGCCACUUCCUGGAGACCCAGCUGUGUCUGGAAAACUGUAUCGGCAUCUGCAAGUUUGCCGACUUCUACUCCUGCCCGGAGCUGCAGCGCCGAGCACUGUUCUUCAUCCUGGCCCACUUUGAGGAAAUCGUCUGCUGCUCCCAGGAGUUCCUGGAGCUGUCUCUGGCCCAACUCCUCGACCUCAUCAAGAAGGACGACCUGAACGUGAGGCAGGAGAACACUGUGUUUGAGGCCAUCCUGCGCUGGAUCGACCACACUCCUGCCAGCCGCAGGCACUGGAUCUCUGUGCUACUGCCAAAGGUGCGAAUGGCUUUGAUGAAUGCUGACUACUUCAUAAACCAUGUGAGGAACAACUCCCUGGUGAAGGGCAGCGAUGAAUGCAAACCCAUCAUCCUCAACGCCUUAAAGGCCAUAUACGAACUCAACAUGCACGGCCCCUCCAUUUCCAGUAAUCCGCUGAGGCGACCUCGCCUGCCUUACGCCAUCCUACUAGCUAUCGGCGGCUGGAGUGGAGGCAACCCGACCAAUGUCAUCGAAGCAUACGACACGAGGGCCGACCGUUGGGCGACCAUAGCGCAGGAAGAGAGCCCACGGGCUUACCACGGUGCUGUGUACCUCAACGGCUUCGUCUACUGCUUAGGCGGCUUUGACAGCGUGGAAUACUUCAACAGCGUCCGCAAGUUCAACCCCAUCACGUGCACCUGGCACCAAGUUGCGCCCAUGCACUCGCGGCGCUGCUACGUCAGCGUGACAGUGUUGGACGGCUGCAUUUAUGCCAUAGGCGGCUUCGAUGGCUACGGGCGUCUUACAAGUGUGGAGCGGUACGAGCCUGAGACAAACCAGUGGACCCUGGUAGCACCGAUGCACGAGAAGAGGAGCGAUGCCAGUGCCACCACACUGCAUGGCAAGGUGUACGUCUGUGGAGGCUUCAAUGGGACCGAGUGCUUGUUCAAUGCAGAGAGCUACUGUCCCAAGACUAACCAAUGGACCCCGAUUGCACCUAUGAGUCGCCGCCGCAGUGGGGUCGGCGUCAUUGCAUACAAGGAGCACGUCUAUGCAGUCGGAGGCUUUGACGGCGCCAACCGUCUAAAGACCGCAGCGGUCUACAACCCACUGGACAACACCUGGCGCGCCUUGCCCACCAUGUUCAACCCGCGCAGCAACUUUGGCAUCGCCGUGGUGGAUGACCUGCUCUUCGUGGUGGGCGGCUUCAAUGGUUUCAACACCACCUACAACGUGGAGUGCUACGACGGGAAGACAGACGAGUGGUAUGACGCCCACGACAUGCCCACUUUCCGCAGUGCCCUCGGUUGUUGCGUCGUGCCCGGCCUGCCUAACGUGGCACAGUAUGCUGCCCCCCGCGACUCCCCAAUGUUGCUUGCUGACGAAUGGAACACACCUUCCAAGACCAGGCUGGCCUCAAACCUAUAGACAAGUACAUCCUUCCCAUUCCCCACGAUAAGACUAGAAAAAAAGAGAGGAUAUUUUGCUUAGGAAAUAAAUAUAUUAAGAUAACUGUUUGGAGUAAAACAUUUUAGCUGAUUGUUUGCAUUAUACAUCUGACAUACCAAAAUAAAACACAUUCAGCAUCUUCACAGACAACAGAUAUAGACCGCCUAAUUAUAUGAAAUAUCUUUUUUUUUUUUUUAUUGCAAAUGGCGGUAUUCUCAGAGCUCGUUCUGCAUUUUAAAGCGAAUACAC